Molecule: messenger RNA, 1152 nt
Organism: Hermetia illucens (black soldier fly)
Lineage: Eukaryota; Metazoa; Arthropoda; Insecta; Diptera; Stratiomyidae
Gene: beta4GalT7
Product: beta-1,4-galactosyltransferase 7
Exons: 2
Coding region: 145-1065 (306 amino acids)
Biological process (GO): carbohydrate metabolic process; proteoglycan biosynthetic process
Molecular function (GO): xylosylprotein 4-beta-galactosyltransferase activity
Source: RefSeq, a predicted model, not a curated record
GCCGAAAUGUCAGUGUCAAAACCAUUUCAAAGCUCUGAUAAACAUGGUCCUAUUGAUAGCUUAGUUCGUUUUAGAUGUAGCUGCCGCUGCCAGGCUUAUUUGGCGGUUCGAUUUGACUUUAUAGACUACCCGAAAAUGUUCUAGAUGAUGCCAUUCAACCAAAAUAUGACAAGGGUUUUGCUAGUUUGUAUAUCGUUUUGUUUUGUAACAGUAUUCCUUGUUCGACUUCUUCCUGUGAACUCCGAAGAAUGCGAUUGUCUUCGCGCUGAUGUCCAUGGAAGUCCUUUCUACAAGGACUCGUUUAAAGAUGACGGUAACGCCAUCCCUCGAAGCAAGGACGGACAUCGACUUGCGAUUCUGGUGCCAUUUCGAGAAAGAUUUGAGGAACUACUGCAGUUCGCGCCUCACAUGAAACGUUUUCUAGCCAGUCAAGAUGUCGACUAUAAAAUCUUCAUAUUGAAUCAAGUUGACCGAUAUCGUUUCAACCGCGCGUCGUUGAUAAACGUUGGCUUCCUCUUCGUGAAAUCGGACUUCGACUACAUUGCAAUGCAUGACGUGGACUUACUUCCCAUGAAUCCCAAUCUCAAGUACUCGUUCCCCAAGGAUGGACCUCUGCACAUCGCAUCACCCAAGCUCCACCCAAAGUACCAUUACGAUACCUUCGUUGGCGGUAUCCUGCUAGUUCGACGGGAGCACUACGAGAAAAUGGACGGAAUGUCGAACAAAUACUGGGGCUGGGGUCUCGAAGACGACGAGUUCUACGUGAGAAUUCGGGACGCGGGGCUGAAAGUCUCUCGACCGGAAAACAUUACAACCGGCCCCGAGAACACUUUCAGUCACAUUCACGAUCGGAAGCAUCGUAAACGGGACACUGAGAAGUGCUACAAUCAGAAGGAAGUGACAAGGAAGAGAGAUCGCGAGACUGGACUAAAAACGGUUAAAUACCGUAUUAGCGACGUACGGCAGCUGACGAUAGACGGUGCUGCGGUUACGGUUCUCAAUAUUCAUUUGGAAUGCGACCAUAAGUCCACUCCUUGGUGCGACUGUAGUGGCAGCAAGAAGUGAUCUAGAAUCGCAUGGUCUGCCGCUGUUUUAACUUUAAUGUACAUACAUCGAGCGAACGUUAUUAAAUAAAUUUUACGCUACUUUUAA